GCACUGGUCAUGCGACAUCAUGCAGAUAAGAUGGAGGAUGCUGAAUCAGGGCUGGAGUAAGCAGUUGGAUGCGGUCCAGCUCUGCACGAGAAGCCCAGAUUGCUCAUUCCUCAGCUACUUAGCCAAUAGCAAUAGUGCUGUGAUUCACUGGAGUUUUCGGUCUCUUAGCCUGCAGCUAGCGGUGAACUCUCUCUCCCUGCCACCUCGAGUGUCUGAGCCAGAGGUGGGAGGGGGUGCCGUCUCUUUGCAGGGGAAUUUGUCAGGAAUGCUCUGUGGUGUGGCAUCGAGGAGGCCAGGGACUGAUGUCAUUAGCAAGGGGCUGUGAGGGCAGCAGCGCCUGGGUCACAUGCAGGGUCGUCCCGACUCAGACUUGUCUGCAGUCCGGAGCAGGAUGCUCUUCCCCAGCGGUGGGCAGGACUCCUCUAGGGGUCUGCCUGACGUCAGUAACUGGGGUCUGGGCCUACAGUCCCUCAGCCUGUCUGACUGGGAGAGACCAUGGAGCAGCCAUGACUCGGAUCCCUCUGCACAGACUAACACAGCCUCGCUGCAUGGGAUUUUUGGGACUCCCAGCCAUCUCUCCAACAGGCUUCCGAGCUACUCUGAGCCUUCCAUUGGUGCCACAGACUUCCUAGAAAGAUUUCCCGGCAUGGCACGCUUGAAUUCUCAGUCUUUCCUGGACUCUAACUCCAUUAGCCCUGUGGACUCUGAGACCAGCGGCUUCAGCUCUGGUUCUGAUCACCUCUCAGACCUGCUGUCGUCUUUGAGGAUCUCGCCGUCUGUGCCCUUCCUUAUGUCCAGUAUGCAAAGGGAUCCGCUCAAGCUAGCUCUGGGCUCUCGUUUGGACCACAGCAGCUCCCCUCUCACCCCACCACCCAGUGCCACCUCAAGCGGUGGUCUGUCCCACCGCUGGCCUGGUGCCUCCAUCUGGCCCAACUGGGACCUAAUGAAGACCCCUGAGAGCCCCUUCAGCAUUGAAAGAGAGGCCUGGCUUCACCGACAGGCAGCCUCCAUCAAUGAAGCUACCUUCACAUGGAGUGGACAGUUGCCGCCCAGACACUACCAAAAUCCCAUUUAUUCCUGCAAGGUCUUUUUAGGAGGCGUUCCCUGGGACAUCACUGAAGCUGGUUUGAUAAACACUUUUAAAUGCUAUGGCCCUCUCAGUGUGGAGUGGCCAGGUAAGGAUGGCAAGCACCCUCGCUGCCCUCCGAAAGGUAAUAUGCCCAAAGGUUAUGUGUACUUGGUGUUUGAAUCGGACAAGUCUGUGCGUGCCCUGCUACAGGACUGCACUGAGGACCUGCUCCAUCCUGAGGGCUACAGCGAGUAUUACUUCAAAAUGUCCAGCAGAAGGAUGCGCUGCAAAGAUGCACAGGUGAUCCCUUGGGUGAUUUCAGACAGUAACUAUGUGAGUUGCCCCUCUCAAAGGCUGGACCCUAGGAACACUGUGUUUGUAGGAGCCCUGCAUGGCAUGCUGAACGCUGAGGCCCUGGCCAGCAUCAUGAAUGAUCUGUUCGGAGGUGUUGUGUAUGCAGGCAUCGACACAGACAAGCACAAAUACCCCAUUGGAUCUGGUCGUGUAACCUUUAACAACCAACGCAGUUAUCUGAAAGCUGUAAGCGCUGCAUUUGUUGAGAUCAAGACGCCCAAAUUUACAAAGAAGGUUCAGAUUGACCCAUACUUGGAGGAUGCCAUCUGUCAAUCAUGCAGUCGUGAGCCUGGGCCAUUCUUUUGCAGGGACAAGACCUGCUUCAAAUACUACUGUCGCUCCUGCUGGCAUAGGCAGCACUCCAUGGACAUCCUCAGUAACCACCGCCCUCUGAUGCGCAACCAGAAGAAGCGGGAUGCCAACUGAAACCACGCAUGGCAGCACGAUGCCUCAGCCUGGAUGUCCAUUGCGCCUGCUCUCCUCGGGGAACCGCUUCAGAGUCGGCCCCCCUUCAAAAGGCCCUCCCAGGAGUUGGGGCAUGGGGAAACACUGUAGAAAGUUCACUGUUGCACUUUCUUUUUAGUUUGGCUUGUUCACUUUGGCACUGUACACGGUGAGAUGGGUUAGCUGGGGCCCAUGGAUGGGGGAAGAACCAGAGUUUUGAACUAAGUAGAUAUUCAGGCCAUUUUUUUUUUCCUUUUUUUUUUUUUUUUU
Carassius carassius (crucian carp) is the source of this 2137-nucleotide messenger RNA. RefSeq names its product cytoplasmic polyadenylation element binding protein 1b (gene cpeb1b). Gene Ontology annotation, cellular component: synapse; neuron projection; cytoplasm. Gene Ontology annotation, biological process: negative regulation of cytoplasmic translation. NCBI's taxonomy places the organism in Eukaryota, Metazoa, Chordata, Actinopteri, Cypriniformes, Cyprinidae. The transcript is spliced from 11 exons. Gene Ontology annotation, molecular function: mRNA regulatory element binding translation repressor activity; translation factor activity, RNA binding; mRNA 3'-UTR binding. Bases 347 to 1849 code for a protein of 500 amino acids. The record is from RefSeq and is a predicted model, not a curated record.